AUGGCAGACCUGGGCUGCCAAAAAGCCAGCGACUGCACGGUCUCCAGGCUGCUCAGCGUGGUGGAGAGCGAGCUGAGGGCAGGGAGGGACAAAGGAGACCCCACGGAGAAGCAGCUCCAGGUUGUCUUGGAGGAUGCCACGCUCUGGCAGAGGUUCAGGGAAGUCACCAACGAGAUGAUCGUGACCAAGAACGGCAGGAGGAUGUUCCCUGUUUUGAAGAUCAGCGUGUCAGGCCUGGACCCCAAUGCCAUGUACUCCUUCCUGCUGGACUUCGCCCCGACGGACGGGCACCGCUGGAAGUACGUCAACGGGGAGUGGAUGCCAGCUGGGAAACCAGAACCCCCGAGCCACAGCUGCGUCUACAUCCACCCAGACUCCCCCAACUUUGGGGCCCAUUGGAUGAAAGCUGCCAUUUCCUUCAGCAAAGUCAAACUUACCAACAAGCUCAACGGGAGUGGGCAGAUAAUGUUGAACUCCCUGCACAAGUACGAGCCCCAGGUACACAUUGUCCGCGUGGGGGGCCCGCACCGCAUGGUGCUGAACUGCUCCUUCCCCGAGACACAGUUCAUAGCUGUGACUGCCUAUCAGAAUGAAGAGAUAACAGCUCUCAAAAUCAAGUAUAAUCCCUUUGCCAAAGCCUUCCUGGAUGCAAAAGAAAGAAACCAUCCCAAGGAUGCUCCAGAAACAGUCUCUGAAGGUCAACAUAUGACAUAUUCUCACUCUCCACACAAUCCCCACAGCUGUGAGAGAUACCCAGCACUGCGAGGGCAUCGGGCUGCUCCCUACCCCCCUUCCUACCUCCAGAGAAAUCAUUCACCUACAGUUAAUUUGUUGGAGAGCUCCAGCAAUAAUCUUCAGGUAUUCUCAGGACAUGACAGCUGGACUUUGCCAUCCUCUCCACAUGCUAAUUUGCUGCCAGUGCCACACACGAAGGGAGCUGCCAGCCCUGGAGCCAGCCACUACCCUUGCCUGUGGACGGUGAGCAACAGUGCUGUCAAUGUUGCCAACCCAGGGAGUGAGGUGAACAGCAGCCCCUCAAGCAUGUUCCUAAGGGGUAAUGUGCCCCUACCCCCUGCAUCAUCAGUCCAAAUGCCUCGGCAGGGCAUGGUGUCCAGCAGCAUGGAGACACAAGGGGAAAGUGCUCUGGCCAGGCUGCCCGACUCGGCGUGGACAUCCUCACACUCCUUCUAA
Messenger RNA from Merops nubicus (carmine bee-eater), 1191 nucleotides. It is a transcript of the gene TBX19, whose product is annotated as T-box 19. NCBI's taxonomy places the organism in Eukaryota, Metazoa, Chordata, Aves, Coraciiformes, Meropidae. The record is from RefSeq and is a predicted model, not a curated record. Gene Ontology annotation, molecular function: DNA-binding transcription factor activity, RNA polymerase II-specific; RNA polymerase II cis-regulatory region sequence-specific DNA binding. Gene Ontology annotation, cellular component: nucleus. The coding region runs from base 1 to 1191 and encodes 396 amino acids. The transcript is spliced from 8 exons. Gene Ontology annotation, biological process: heart morphogenesis; cell fate specification; mesoderm formation.